Varanus komodoensis (Komodo dragon) is the source of this 1925-nucleotide messenger RNA. RefSeq names its product cytochrome P450 26B1. The record is from RefSeq and is a predicted model, not a curated record. The coding region runs from base 1 to 1536 and encodes 511 amino acids. Gene Ontology annotation, biological process: sterol metabolic process. Gene Ontology annotation, molecular function: oxidoreductase activity, acting on paired donors, with incorporation or reduction of molecular oxygen; monooxygenase activity; heme binding. The transcript is spliced from 6 exons. NCBI's taxonomy places the organism in Eukaryota, Metazoa, Chordata, Lepidosauria, Squamata, Varanidae.
AUGCUGUUCCAGAGCUUCGACCUCGUCUCGGCGCUGGCCACCUUCGUCGCCUGCCUGGCGUCCGUGACGCUGCUCCUGGCCGUGUCGCAGCAGCUGUGGCAGCUGCGCUGGGCGGCCACGCGCGACAAGAGCUGCAAGCUGCCCAUCCCGAAGGGCUCCAUGGGCUUCCCGCUGGUCGGGGAGACUUUCCACUGGCUCCUGCAGGGCUCCUGCUUCCAGUCCUCAAGGAGGGAGAAGUACGGGAAUGUCUUCAAGACCCACUUGCUGGGGCGCCCCUUGGUCCGGGUCACGGGAGCGGAGAACGUGCGCAAGAUCCUGAUGGGCGAGCACAGCCUCGUGAGCACCGAGUGGCCGCGCAGCACGCGCAUGCUCCUGGGCCCCAACACCGUGGCCAACUCCAUCGGCGACAUCCACCGGAACAAGAGGAAGGUGUUCUCUAAGAUAUUCAGCCACGAAGCCCUGGAGAGCUACCUCCCAAAGAUCCAGCUGGUGAUCCAGGACACGCUGCGCGCUUGGAGCAGCAGCCCGGAGUCCAUCAACGUCUACUACGAAGCACAGAAGCUCACCUUCCGCAUGGCCAUCCGGAUCCUGCUUGGGUUCCGCAUCCCAGAGGAGGAGCUCAGCCACCUCUUUGAAGUCUACCAGCAGUUUGUGGAGAACGUCUUCUCCUUGCCGAUAGACCUGCCUUUUAGCGGCUACCGGAAGGGAAUUCGCGCCCGAGAGGUACUGCAGAAGAGCUUAGAGAAGGCCAUUCGGGAAAAGCUGCAGAGCACCCAGGGCAAGGACUACUCCGAUGCGCUGGACCUCCUGAUAGAGAGCGGCAAGGAGCACGGCAAGGAACUGACCAUGCAAGAACUGAAGGACGGCACGCUGGAGCUGAUCUUUGCUGCCUAUGCCACCACGGCCAGUGCCAGCACCUCGCUGAUUAUGCAGCUGCUGCAGCACCCGGGGGUGCUGGAGAAGCUGCGCGAGGAGAUGAGGAGCAAAGGAAUCCUGCACAACGGCUGCCUCUGCGAGGGCGUCAUUCAGCUGGACACCAUCAACAGCCUGCAGUACCUGGACUGUGUCAUCAAGGAGGUGCUGCGGCUCUUCACCCCCAUCUCUGGAGGGUACCGGACGGUGCUGCAGACCUUCGAGCUGGACGGCUUCCAGAUCCCCAAGGGGUGGAGCGUCAUGUACAGCAUCCGGGACACCCACGACACAGCCCCCGUGUUCAAGGACGUGGACGUGUUUGACCCGGACCGAUUCGGACGGGACCGCACGGAAGACAGAGACGGCAGGUUUCACUACCUGCCCUUCGGAGGAGGGGUACGGACCUGUCUGGGCAAGCACCUGGCCAAGCUGUUCCUCAAGGCACUAGCCAUUGAGCUGGCCAGCACCAGCCGAUUCGAGCUAGCCACCAGGACCUUUCCUCGGCUCACGCUGGUGCCCGUCGUCCACCCGGUCGGGGGACUCAAGGUCAAGUUCUUUGGACUGGAUUCAAAUCAGAACGAGAUCUUGACAGAGACAGAGGCCAUGCUGAGCGCCCCUGUGUAAGCCGCCUGCCGCCUGCCCUGCUUCUCUCGGCGGGGGGUGGAGGGGCUCGGAGCGGAAAGGGAAGAGCAAAAUCCACCACUGAUGCAGCCGCGCCGCCUCGCCACCCCUCCCGCAACACCCCUGGGCCAAGCCUUCUCCGAUGAAUCUACCCAAGCUGUGGUGCUGCUUUAGGGGAGGGGGGACCGGCCGAGGGGGCCGCCUUGGUGGAUUUUGCCUUGUUUCUCGAACUCGGCAGGCGGGGUGUGCCUUGGCCGUAGAAACAGCUGGACCUGCCGAGGUGCCCCAUCUCAGCUGCUGCUGCUUCUGGAGGGGGCCCUCUGCACCCGGCUGCUCACGGGAGGCCGCCGUUGGUCCUCUGGGGCCCGGCAGCCCUCCAGCCAGUCUUGACC